UAGUCCUUACAGUAAGUUGCCAUCUUAGAGGUAGGACGCCCACCAAUAAAACACUUUAAAUGAAUUUUUUGAGAAAACUUUUGACAUUUCCUAUGAAGGUAAUAUAGCACUUAGUUCACCCGUGAAAGAACCUUCCACCCCCUAUACCAACCUAGAAGUCUAAUUCAAAGCAUUUGUUUUUCUCAGGUGGUCCUGGCAUUGGUUCUCGGCAGAAACAUCUAUACGGCCAUCAAGAUUCUCAAAAAAUGGGACAACGAAGAGGAAUCUCUCAUGAGAGAGUGGUGGAUACUCCAUACGGUCCGAGUCUGCCCAUUUGUAUGCCAACUCUAUGCCGCACACCAGUCUCAGAAUUGCGUCUAUUUUCACAUGGAAUAUCUUUCUGGUGGCAGCCUGGAGGCUUUGAUCAGGACGGGCAGCUGCCUGAACAUCAGCAACAUAAGAGGGGAGGAUACACGGUAAGGUAGGUAGGGGUGUAGAUAGCAAAGCUGGUGGGGUAUGAGUGUCAGGGGACCUCGUAACUUAUUAUGCCUUGGCAAGGGUAUUUAUAUGCAGUGCUAGGGCAGUAAAGCGGAUUUCAUCCUCGGGUGAAGUAAGGUUAAGCAACAACUCUGCUGAGGUGUGAGGUGAAAUAAAAAAUUAUAAUAAGAAAGGAGAGAAUACAGGCUGCCAUCAUCUCGUUUAUGCUGGUGAUUUCCCAGAAUUCCAUCAUAACACGAUAUUAGGGGAUUAAUAAAGUAGAAUUUCAUGACAUUAAGGCAGCUCUUUGUUUUCCCCGUCAGAUUCAACACAGAAGAUGGCAUGUGGCCUCCAGUUCCUCCAUGAAGAUAAAAUCAUCCACCAAGAUCUAAUUGUGUUGGAUGCAGAAGGCCAUGUCCGCAUCAUGGACCUGGGGCUGGCCCAAGAUGGAGUCACCCUCUCCACUAACAUCAAUGGAGCGCCCCUGUGGAAAGAACUUGGUGUAGCCCUUGAUUGGUUGAGCCUGGGGACGGUGUUUAGGAUGGCAGAAGAACACUUCCCAUUUUACAAUGUCUCCGUUAAGCAUUUGGUUUACAAAGCCAUGACCACCUAGAAGCCCAUAUUUCCAACUUGGAUGUCUUUGCUUUUCCUUAGGUGCAUGAAAAGAUCUUGGCUGUGAAGGAAUCCACAACUAUCUGGUGAGAGGUCUCUAUACACAGAAUACCG
Hyla sarda is the source of this 1182-nucleotide messenger RNA. RefSeq names its product protein kinase C zeta type-like. Lineage: Eukaryota; Metazoa; Chordata; Amphibia; Anura; Hylidae. The transcript has 2 exons. The coding region runs from base 794 to 1069 and encodes 91 amino acids. Gene Ontology annotation, cellular component: cytoplasm; plasma membrane. The record is from RefSeq and is a predicted model, not a curated record. Gene Ontology annotation, molecular function: ATP binding; G protein-coupled receptor kinase activity. Gene Ontology annotation, biological process: regulation of signal transduction; protein phosphorylation.